AUGGCAGCGCUUUGGAGUUUAGUGCUACUUUGUAUCACUAGUCGUUUAUGUGCUGCAAAUACUUUUUUACAAAGUAAAGAAGUGUUCCAAUGGCCUGAACAACAUUUGUUGAGUUUGCGUGUGAAGGAGCUUCCAUCUCAAGCAGAACCUGUUCAGAAGUGUGAUGUGAAGGAUGAGGAUAAGGUGCAGUGUGGAGAGUCUGGCAUUUCUCUUGAAGACUGUAAUGUUUUAAACUGCUGUUUUGAUGGACAACAGUGCUACUAUGGCAAUACAGUAACCGUCCAGUGUACAAGAGAUGGGCAGUUUGUUGUUGUGGCCUUGAGAGAUGCAACCAUUCCAAGACUAAGCUUGGAGUCCAUCAGCCUUUUGGGAGGAAGUGAUCCUCCUUGUGCUCCUGUUGGUGCCACUGCAGCUUUUGCCAUCUACCAGUUCCCAGUCACUGCUUGUGGCACCACAGUGAUGGUGGAUGGUGACUUCCUAAUCUAUGAGAACCGAAUGACAUCUGUAUAUGAAGUAAAUGUUGGACCUCUAGGCUCUAUCACAAGGGAUAGCCACUAUGAGCUCCUCUUCCAGUGUAGAUAUUCACGCAGCAGUUUUGAAGCACUUAUUGUUGAGGUCAACCCUGUUCCUCCUCCUCUUCCUGUGGCUGCACUUGGACCUCUGAGAGUGGAGCUCAAACUGGCUAAUGGGCAGUGUUUUCUUAAGGGAUGUGUGGAAGAAGCUCAAGCGUAUUCUUCGUACUAUGGUGAUGCUGACUAUCCUGUGACUAAAGUGCUGCGGGAGCCAGUCUAUGUUGAAGUUCAUGUUCUAGAGAGGACUGACCCCAACAUCUUUCUAACUUUGGGGCGUUGUUGGGCAACUUCGAACCCUGAUCCUCAAAGCCUGCCCCAGUGGGAUUUUCUUGUAAAUGGUUGUCCUUCCCAGGAUGAUCGUUACCUGACCACUUUGUUCCCCGUGGAUGAAACUUCAGGCCUGCAGUUUCCAAACCACUUCAAACGGUUUGCACUCAAAAUGUUCACGUUUGUGGAACCCACGUCUUUGGCUCCCCUGAUGGAGACGGUCUUUAUUCACUGCAGUACAUCAAUUUGUACUCCAACUGCAGAAGACUCUUGUGUUCAAAGUUGCAACAGGAAGAAGAGAGAUGUUGGUAUACAAAAGCAGCGUCAUAGCCGUUCUCUAGUUUCCAGUGGAGAGAUCCAUCUUGUUCAUUGAGUUUGCUUUUUGGCUCCUUUUUUAUUUGUAAUAAAAAAAAAAAUGGUGUUAA
This is a messenger RNA of Danio aesculapii, 1264 nucleotides long. It is a transcript of the gene zp2l1, whose product is annotated as zona pellucida glycoprotein 2, like 1. Gene Ontology annotation, biological process: binding of sperm to zona pellucida; prevention of polyspermy. The coding region runs from base 1 to 1212 and encodes 403 amino acids. Lineage: Eukaryota; Metazoa; Chordata; Actinopteri; Cypriniformes; Danionidae. The transcript is spliced from 8 exons. Gene Ontology annotation, cellular component: egg coat. Gene Ontology annotation, molecular function: structural constituent of egg coat; acrosin binding. The record is from RefSeq and is a predicted model, not a curated record.